AUGGACGAAAAGGUCGCCAAAGCUGAUCAGGGGGAUGUCGACUCUGGCAGCGACAAGAAGGUCGACACCCUCACGGAGAUUGAGGCCGUUAAUGGUCUCAAAACCGUCGAGGUCGGCUUCUCUGCUGAUCAAGUCCUUGUGGAGCUCGACGAGAAGGAGAAAACGAGGAUCUUGAGGAAGAUCGACUAUCGUCUUGUUCCUCUCCUCGGUGUGCUGUAUCUACUGGCCUUUAUCGACCGUGGCAACAUCGGAAAUGCAAAAAUCGCCGGUCUCUACGAUGACUUGCACCUUCAUGGAAUGCAGUACAACACUGCUUUGACCUUGUUCUUCGUCCCCUACGGAUUCUUUGAAGUUCCUAGCAACAUUGUCCUCAAGAUCUUGCGACCUUCGAUUUGGAUCUCCAUUCUGAUGUUCUCCUGGGGGACGGUCAUGACACUUAUGGGCGUGAUCAGUUCGUACCAGGGGCUUUUGGUCACCCGGUUCUUCCUCGGUGUGACAGAGUCUGGAUUCUUUCCUGCUGCGACCUACCUCCUCACCAUCUGGUAUCUUCGCUACGAAGUCCAACGACGCAUGGCCGUUUUCUACGCAGCGGCAUCCCUUUCCGGAGCCUUUUCAGGCCUGCUGGCUUACGGCAUUCAACACAUGGACGGCAUCGCCGGACUUGCCGGCUGGAAAUGGAUAUUCAUUAUUGAGGGCCUGCUGCCUGUGGCCGGUUCCUUCUUCGUCUGGUUCCUCCUUCCCGACAGCCCGGAAACCGCGAGAUUCCUCACCAAGGACGAGAAGGAGUUCAUCAUCAAUCGGCUGGCGCUUGAGACGGGCUCCGGCCACGGCCGAGUUACUAAUUCUGACAAGAUUCGACUCCGUCAUAUCGUGGCGGCUUUCAAGGAGUGGAAGAUUUGGGGCGCUGUCGUUAUGUUUUGGGCUAACACGAUCGGUGUAUAUGGAUUCACUGCCACUGUCCCUUCCGUUAUCGAGGAGCUCGGGUACACCUCGGCCAACGCCCAGUUGAUGACUAUCCCCAUCUACGUUUUCGCCAUGAUUAUGACCUUGAUAUUCGCCUUCUGGUCCGAUCGCGUCGAACAACGAACGCCUUUCAUUAUGGCCGGCUUCUCCAUCGCCGCCGUCGGAUUCAUCGGCGAGCUCGCAAUCCCGCACCCGCGGCUCCCUGGUGUCACGUAUUUCUUCCUCUUCCCGCUCGCAGCUGGCCUGUACUCCCCCUUCAUCUGCAUCGUCUGCUUGGUCGGCAACAAUCUGGCCCCUAGCUCCAAGCGAGCGGUGGGCAUGGCGCUUUUGAUCAGCAUAGGCAAUUUCGGCGGCAUUGCCGGCAGCAACAUAUACAUUGCUUCCCAGGCACCAAAGUAUCCCACCGGGUUUGGCACGGGACUGGGUAUAUGCGUGGCUGCGGUCGCCAUGGCGUAUGUACUGCGAAGGGCGUACCGGGCGGAGAAUGCCAAGCGGGACGCGUUCAUGAUGGGCAAGACUGACGACGAGGUCAAGGCAAUGUACACGGAGCAGGAGCUGUUGGACUUGGGAGACAAGUCGCCCUUCUACCGCUAUACAGUGUGA
Messenger RNA from Cladophialophora yegresii CBS 114405, 1566 nucleotides. RefSeq lists its product as uncharacterized. Gene Ontology annotation, cellular component: membrane. NCBI's taxonomy places the organism in Eukaryota, Fungi, Ascomycota, Eurotiomycetes, Chaetothyriales, Herpotrichiellaceae. The transcript is spliced from 6 exons. The record is from RefSeq and is a predicted model, not a curated record. Gene Ontology annotation, molecular function: transmembrane transporter activity. Bases 1 to 1566 code for a protein of 521 amino acids. Gene Ontology annotation, biological process: transmembrane transport.